Messenger RNA from Cylicostephanus goldi, 219 nucleotides. The record is from the annotation of a GenBank genome assembly. Lineage: Eukaryota; Metazoa; Nematoda; Chromadorea; Rhabditida; Strongylidae.
AUGAAACAUGUGGCCAUGGGGCGAUCCGUGCUUCACGGACAAUACACUCUAAUUAUCGGCGUUGUUGACGAGAAUGGAACAACUGCAGCUGCAGCGACGUACUUCGGACUCAGAAUGAGGUCAAGGAGGCCUAACGGCAAAAAGUUUAUCGCAGACCACCCGUUUAUUUUCAUUCUAACCAAGGAUAAAAACGCUCUUUUCAUUGGACAAUAUGUAUGA